AAACAGCUGCAGUUAGAUCUAUAAAAAUUUGUCUGGAAAAAAAAAAGAAAUUUAGCCAUUGAGAUGAUUGACUAAAAUGGCCGACGCAGACACAAUACGAAGGCUGUGGAGAUAUAAAUCUGAUUUAGAAGAGGGCCCAGAUGAAGAAAAGCUUCUAGAAAUACUUGGGAAAUUAAAACGUCUCCAUGUCUCCAUAGCAGCACUUCAGGAAACUGGGGUGGGUAAAUUGGUUAAUGCUUACAGAAAAUAUGAGGGGAUUGUGGGUCAAAGAGCUCUGGAAGUUGUCAACUUUUGGAAAACCCAGGUUGAAAAGGAAGUGGACCAAAAAAGCACCCAGAAAGUUACAAAGUCAGAGCACAUCAAAACUGAGGACCAAGACAGUGACGCAGAUAGUUGGAAUUCAUUUCACGAGGAGACCAGUGACAGUGAGGAAGCAGGACGAAACCACAAAGAUCCCAGUCACAAAGAAAAAUAUUCAGACAAGAAGAAACCACCAGGCGAAGUCUACAUCCCUACACCUAAAAAACCUCAGGGCUCUCAUUAUGAGCCCAAGAAAAGACAAUCUGAGGCAAGCUCAAAUUACAUGCCCAGUGAGAAAGAGAAGAUCACAUCACAUGGAACACCCAAACAGGACUACAUUCCAACUAAGAAAAUGAAUGGUCAGGUCACACCCAAGUCUGCUUCUUUGGCACACAGUCAUGGGGAUGAAGAUCUGACUGAUAGUGACAUUGACAUGACAAAUGCCAACACAGAAUUGGAUGAGUCGAAAUCUUCCUCUGUAGAAGAAUAUUACAAGCAUAUGUUAUCCCAGCACAGGGAAAAGAACUGUGAUAUAGUCAAAGUCAAAGAAGAAAAGAAAGAGUCUCAACAAGACAGACCAAGUAAUAAGUCCAUUUCUCAAAAAGAUAGACAGUCUGCUGAUAGUGAGUCUCAUUCCAAAAAGAGAAGUGAUAGAGCGCACAGUGUAGAUGAAAGAGGUGACAGGCAAAAGGACAUCAAGAAAGUUGACAGGAAGAGGAAGAACCAUACCAUUAGUGAUAGUGAAAGCGAUGAUUGCAGUGAGAAGAAUCCCAAGCAUAAAAUGCUGUCUUCAUCACAAAGCCAUAAAUCAUCUCAUCACAAAUCCUCAGGUCACGACUCAUCUUCAAACCUCAAGUCAUCAUCAGAUCACAGGUCAUCAUCAGAUCACAGGUUAUUGUCAGAUCAUAGGUCAUCAUCCCAUCACAAAUCAUCAUCAUCAAGCCGGAGCUUGUCCAAUCAUAAGUCAGAUUCAGGUGGAGAUCAGCGAUCAUCAGAGCACAAAUCAUCAUCUCACCAUUCUACUUCUAGUCAUAAAUCAUCUCACCAUUCAUCUUCUAGACAUAAAUCAGACCAUAAACCUUCUCAGCAUACUUCUUCCUCCGAUCAUAAGUCAUCUUCACAUCAUUCAUCCUCUAGUCAUAAAUCGUCAUCACAGACUACAGCCCCUAAAAGAGAAUCAUCAGUAGAUUGUAAAUCAUCUUCAAACAUUUCCUCCUCCAGUCACAAAUCAUCCUCACAUAUCUCUUCUCGCAGUUCAAGCUCUGAAACAGAAUAUGUGCCUUCCAAAAAAACUAAAAUUGACGAUGACAUUGGAGAAUUGUAUUCCCCUACAGUCAUUAGGCCCCAACAUUGUGAUGAGGCUAAACCAGCUUAUUCUCCAACCCCUAUAAAAAAUAAUGUCAAGAUAAAAAGUGGUAGCUAUUCCAAGUACCAUGAUGCAGCAGAGCAGCAUUUUCCAACCUCCCCCCCUGCUAUACAUAAUGAAAUAAAAGGAAAAAAAGAAAAGCACUCCUCUAGUUCUGUAAUUAGAGAACAGCAAUACUCUCCAACUCCAUUGUCUAACAAUAUUAGAGUAAAAGAAGAAAGAUACUCUCCAACUCCCGUAUCCAGCAAAAUCAAAGUGAAAGAAGAGAGAUACUCUCCAACUCCUGUGAAUAACAAAGUCCAAGUGAAAGAAGAGAGAUACUCCCCAACUCCUGUUACUUACAAAGUAAAGGUAAAAGAAGAGCAGUAUUCCCCCACUCCCAUUUUAAAAGAGACAAGAGUGAAAGAAGAGAGAUAUUCUCCUAUUCCAGUGGGUGGAAGUUCUUUUGCAAUCACAUACUCUCCAACACCUGUGAAUGCAAUACAUCAAGAUGAAGAUAGUGAUGCCAACUCAGAAGAUCAAAGCAAGGGCCACUCAUCCAGUCAUUCAAAAUCAAGUAAGAACUAUUUUAAAGAAGGUGACCAUUCUUCUUCAAGUAAGCAUAAGAGUCGAUCACAUCAUUCAGAUCACUCAAGCACCUCAUCAAAACUGACACAUUCCCAUCACACUAAAGAUUUCGAACAUACAUCCUCAUUGAAACAAUCAUAUUCAUCCAGUCAUGAACAUAAGUACAGCACCCAUUACUCCAGUAGUAAAGACAAAAGCAAAGUCUCUCAUUCAUCUAGAUCAGAUGACAAGUGUGACUCUAAAGAAAGCAACAGUGACAAAAAAGUGACAUCCUCGGAUCCCAAGCAGAACAAACAAAGCAUUGUCUCUACAAAAAAAAACUCUACAAGUUCUCACUCAGACUGUGUUGUUGAUAAGCAGAGAUCCCAUUCUUCUAAACACAAAAAAGAAAAGCCCAAAAAAACGUAUUCCACUGAUGACGUUGACUUGUUUUCUGAUGUCAUUAAAUUAGAAACUAAGGCUUGUGACAAAAAAGUCAACCAACUGAACUCUGGUGGUUCUACCACACAUAAAUCAGAAAAAUCUGGGAGUUCCACUAAGUCGCUUCCAGAAAACAAACCUUCACCUUCAACAUCUCGUUUGGCGUCUUCCAAGCGUAAGCCUGUCAUUCAAUCUGAUAGUGACAAUGAUACAGGCUACAUAGCUCCAGAUUCCCCAAAGUCUGAUGAGCUUUCAAACAGCUUGAAUAAGGGGAAAAAAUCUGAUAAGCCUUAUAUUGAUGAAAGUGCCAUGUCAUUUGAUGACUUCUUAAACUUUGAUGAAGCUGCUAUUAUGAAGAAGAGCAAACCCAGUUCAAAAUCAUCCAAGGCAGUAGCCUCAACUUCUAAGGCAUCUUCAUCAACUUCAAAGACCUCAUCUUCUAUCUCUCUAUCUUCAAAAGCCAAAAGCAGCCAGUCGCCAUUAAUUGAAACUAGUAAAUUGCAGCAAACAUCUUCGUCCAAGUUCUCUAUUCCUACACCCACCAAAUCAUUGGUUGUCACAGAGAAAGACCUACUCAGUCUGCUCCCUGAGACUCAUGCCCAGUAUAAGCCACUUAGAUACAACCCUUACUACAUGGAUGGAGACGAGAGAGCUCGUUCACCAACUCCACCCAGAUUUGACCCAGAGACUGUUGGGGUGAAGUCCCUGGCUAGAACGCAAGUCUACUCUGGCAGAAAGCAUGGAAUCACUGAGGUCAAGCCAUUGUAUGAUCUGUGCAUGCAAGUAUUAAUAGAAAAUAUAGACUUGAUAGAAGAUGUGGGUGGUGUCCCCUAUGCAAUCCUGAAGCCCGUGCUAGAGAGGUGUACAGCCCAACAGCUGUGUGAGUUGGAGAAUUUCAAUCCACACUUCCUGGAGGAUACUGAUGAACUGUGGGAGAACCUGUGCAGCAGAGACUUCAGGGGAUGUAAGAGGGAGGAGAUGGAGUCAUGGAGAGAGCUCUACAUGAAAAAAUUUGAAGAGAGGGAACUAAAGUAUCAGAAGUUGAAAAACAAUAUGUCUUCCACAAUCACCAAAGGUCAAGCUGGCAGGAAAGCUCAACUGGCCUAUGUUGACACAGUGGCCAAGCCGCCCAGGGAAGUCUUGCGAAAACAGAAACAGUUUGGUACAGGGUGCAUCUCCAGAAAAGGAAACACUACAUUGAAGCCAUAUCGUCCAAGUCUUACAGUGCCAGCAGUCAAUCCUAUGACUGAACUUCAAAGAAUGUAUAGACCAACACCACCAAUGCUGGCAAAAGCUUUACAGAUGAGAAAAAAUAUGAGACGGUGAAUAUUACUUGUGGAAGAAGCAAUGUCGGUGAAUAUACCUUGUGGAAGAGGCAAAGAUGGUGACUAUGUUCCAAGGCUUUCAUUAUUCUAUUUUGUCAUGGAAAAAAGGUGAUAUUUCUAGACAAAGGCCACUACCCUGCUCAAGAGGAUGGUUGUUGUUCUGUUGUUAUAUUUACAAUUUUAAUCACAUUGUAUUUACAUGCUUGUAUUUACAUGUUUUGGUUCAGUAGCAAAAACCAUGUUUCAAUUAAUUUAAAAAUAAUUUAUACAUUUUUGUGAUGUUGCCUUUGUAUAUGUACAUACACAUACCAACCAAACUACUGUUAUGUUGUCUAGAUGUUAUCUAGAAAAUUAAUCUUUAAGCAAGAACUGUCUUUCCACACUUGACAUUUUAUCUUUGUAAAUAUACAAAACAGAUUAUUUAUUCCUUACUAGACCUCUGGAUCUAGUUUCACUCCAUGAACUGAGUUUCAAACUAGAUUUGAAGUUAUACUUUUCAGCAUGGUUUGAUAAUGUAAAUAGUUUUUGUUUUCUAACAAGAUGGUUGAUACAAAUAAACAUAGCUCUGCCUAUAAGUAUGAAAAACAAAUUUACCAACUCUAAUGAUAGAAAAAAUAUUUUGUGGUCAGUAAAUAGACUAAUUCAGUGUUUAUAAAUUGUAUGUCACAUACAUGAUGAGUCUUGCACUUCUCUGCAGUGACAUAAGAAGUCUAUGUACAGGAUGAAAUUUAAGGAAGUUUAUUUAUAUCCUGGUUCUUAUGAAAUUAAAUGCUGAAGUAUGAAGCAGGAUGAUGCCAUAUUUUUUUUUUUUUUUAAAUUUGGAUGAUUCAACUAAUCUCCAAAUGUUCAAAUUAUUUUGUCUAAAUGAAAUAAUUAAAAGGGGUCUAUUAUUGGCAGAACUAAAUGAUUUGUAUGCUUUCUAGUCUAUAAAGUAUGAAACACAAAUAUCUUAAUAACAAGGCAUUUACUUGGAUAUGAAGACUCAGCUGUGACUGGUGAUAGACUACUUUGAGAAAGAUGAUGGGGCUAUUUAACCAGAGAUAGGAUUUAAAAACAAAGGUUUAGUGUUGGCACAGAAAAUAUCAUUGAUUGAUAUGUAAAUUAUACAUUGAAGUAACUCAAUUGUAGCAUUAAUUUUACUCAUUGUGUUAAUUCUAUGUAAAUGACUUUUGUUGUUUUAACAUCAACUGGUUUUUAUUUAUUUAUUGGGUUGGUGUGUGUGAAGUGUUGUGUGUCCAAGCAAAACUUGCUUUAUCACUGAAGAGUUAUCUGUUAUAUGUGUAUUAUGUGAGUGUGUAGUAUAGAUGAGUAAUUAUAUAUCUUUUAUUAAAAAUAGGUUAUUGACCUAUUGUUAUUGAUCUGGGUUUACGUGUGAAAUGUUACAAAGUGUCAAAGCAAAACUCCUUGAUGGAUUUGAUUUGUCUAUGAAGUGAUCAUUGUAACAGUGUUAUUGAUCACUUUGAUGUUACAGCAUUGCUUCUUAAAUGUCUUCUAUACAAUAUUGCAAAUGUAUUUUAUUUGAAUGUUUUAAGGUAAAAACCAACAAGCCAUUAUCUUUGCCAAAUAAAUUUUUUUUGUGCUCAUAUUAAA
Biomphalaria glabrata is the source of this 5568-nucleotide messenger RNA. RefSeq names its product elongin-A-like. Gene Ontology annotation, biological process: transcription elongation by RNA polymerase II. Gene Ontology annotation, cellular component: elongin complex; nucleus. The record is from RefSeq and is a predicted model, not a curated record. The transcript has 12 exons. NCBI's taxonomy places the organism in Eukaryota, Metazoa, Mollusca, Gastropoda, Planorbidae. The coding region runs from base 77 to 3979 and encodes 1300 amino acids.